This is a messenger RNA of Phycomyces blakesleeanus NRRL 1555(-), 2115 nucleotides long. RefSeq lists its product as hypothetical. The coding region runs from base 1 to 2115 and encodes 704 amino acids. Lineage: Eukaryota; Fungi; Mucoromycota; Mucoromycetes; Mucorales; Phycomycetaceae. Gene Ontology annotation, molecular function: protein binding. The transcript has 2 exons. The record is from RefSeq and is a predicted model, not a curated record.
AUGUCUACCAUGAUUUAUACCCCAACAUCCUCUUGGUCUAUGACCACUCGGACGGCGUCUCCAACUGUUCCUGUUCCGAGGAUGGUUACAGUUCAAUCUCUUCCUGAACCCCGCACACAGCUUCUGAUUAUUCAGGAUAGUGACAGCGAAUAUGAUAGCGAAAGUGAAAAUGAAAAUGAAAAUGGAACUGAAAGUGAAAGUGAAUGUGAAAGUGAUGAUUCUAUUGAAAAGUCUGUUGAAACAGUAGCAAUACCAGCAUCUAUUCCAACACCUGCACUGACACCAGAACCAGAACCACUAUCAGAACCAGUGCAAAUACAAACCCAAACCCAAACCCAAACACAAGUGCAAGCACAAAUGCAAACUCAAACUCAAAUGCAAACGCAAACGCAAACGCAAACGCAAACGCAAACGCAAACGCAAACGCAAACGCAAACGCAAACGCAAACGCAAACGCAAGCACAAACGCAAGCACAAGCACAAAUGCCAGCACCAGUACCAGUACAAGUGGCAGUAAAAGAACAACUGCCAAUAAGAGUAUCAUUCCCAACCCCUCAAAUGUCUUUUUCGAUGCCACUGCCAAUUCCAGUACAGACAAUGCCACAAUUGCAAGAAAGAAUAAGUACUCAAGAAAGGCCUGUAAAGCCCCUGCCGAUGAUCCCCGACCAACUACCCAUUGUCGUCCCGACUCCGAGCUUCUCUUACCGCGCCCUAACACCCAUCAGAGAAGAUGUCGAUGAAGACAACAAACACUUUACUGAGUCUACCAUCGAAAGUUGUCGUAGUUCCGCACACACCGUAUCUCGCAGUGUCUCAGAGGCAAGUAUUCAGUACAUACCAGACACACCAUCCGAACAAAACAUGCAAUACAAGCCGCAUGAGAUAAUCACCCGACAAGUCAUCCCUCCUCAAGUCAUACAAGAGCCUGUCAUUUCUGCUCCACAAGAGCCCGCUCCCGUAUCCCCGCAAGUUAGCCAUCAUAUCCCUUCUCCAGAUGAAAAGACAGAAGUCCACGAACCUGCACUAGUCCCAAGUACUGAUGUACAAACCAACACCGUAGAUAGUCAAGGCCAUACCAGAUCAAACGAUGGCUGGAGAUGGACUGCUCGCCCUGGUAUGCCAAAUCGACCUGACAGUGAAACAGUUGCUCUAUUGACAGAUAUCCGACGUGAGAUUGACGAAGUCAAGGUUAACCAUCAAAGUACAAUCGGGUCAGCCUCCAGUACCGCGUACACAGCCACUACUUCUGCUUCAUCUACUGCCCAUAGCACCAUUUCUACUGUGACACGGUUGUGCCACUGUACAAAAGGCUCUACUCAUCAAUCUAACUGUCUUUUCCAUACCACACCAGACCCACUGGCUUUCCCCUUGCCUCGUCUCAGUAUCGAAUCAUUUAGUUUGACACACAACAAAGAUGCUCUCAAGACAUACCGCCGAAUGGCUUCUAAAACCAAUGACAGUACUGUUCAAAUGACCUAUUGUACCUAUCUCACACAAGUCGCUAAGAUUUACCAUCACAAACCAGACGCGGUAAAGACACACCGUCGUCUCAUAGAAGAAGUCGAGUACUGGGUCGAGCGCCUCGCAAAAGCCAAUCUUCCUGAUGCUUUGAUUAUAAAAGGACGCUGGCACCUCCAAGGCCCUUCCUCUGCCAGCACAGAUUUACCAAGUGUGGGUCAAGCGUAUCAGCGUGUACAGCUCACAAAGGCCUUUAAAGCAUUCCAAGCUGCCGCAAAGGGUGGCUCUGCAGAAGCACAUGUGGGUCUUGCUGAAUACUGGAGAGCAUGUCAGGACAUCGACAAGUCUAUAGAGUGUUACAAGGUUGCUGCCUCAAAAGGCCACACAACGGCCGCAUAUACCCUUGCCAAGAUAUUUUUGUAUGGUCAAUAUCGUCAACAGAAAGAUUCUCGACUGGGACUUGAAUAUCUUCAGCAGGCCGCAGAUGGCCGUGGACCUGACAGCGGCGAACCUGCUUACAUGAUUGGCUGCAUAUAUAGUGGUCAACUUGAUCUUGUAAACUUGGCCAGUGACCCUUUCCUUUCUCACCCACACCAAGAGCUUGCUCUCCACUAUCGAUCCAAAGCCCAAGCGUUGGGCCUUGCUACUCAAGAUUAA